Lottia gigantea (owl limpet) is the source of this 614-nucleotide messenger RNA. RefSeq lists its product as hypothetical. The record is from RefSeq and is a predicted model, not a curated record. The transcript is spliced from 2 exons. Bases 195 to 614 code for a protein of 139 amino acids. Gene Ontology annotation, biological process: caveola assembly. Lineage: Eukaryota; Metazoa; Mollusca; Gastropoda; Lottiidae. Gene Ontology annotation, cellular component: caveola. Gene Ontology annotation, molecular function: molecular adaptor activity.
GCUUUGUAUAGCUCUAUAGCACCGAAAGGGACGUUUUUGUUUUGGACUUUGUCGUUUGCGAACAGGCAACGUUAUCCUUAGAUAGCUGACGGUUUUCUUCACUAAAAGUAGAGUGACCAUAAUCUGAAGGACUUAAGAUCUAAAAGAACUUUCGUUUUAGCUUUUGGAACCAUUUGAAGCAGCUCCUCUACAAAAUGCAGAACCUUGAUUUAGUCAAUCGAGACCCUAACAACAUCAACGAUCACAUCGGGGUCCAAUUUGAAGACGUUAUAGCCGAACCUGAUGGAGCUCACAGUUUCGAAUGUUGCUGGACCUGCACAAGAUUGUGUUUUAACUGCAGUAAAAAUUGCUGCUACAAGUUCCUUACGUUGAUCUGUGCGUUACCAUUUUCGCUAUGCUGGGGAUGUAUGUUUGCUGUUAUUACCUUCGAGCACGUCUGGCACAUUACUCCUUGCCUCCGCAACUGGAUGAUCAACAUGGGUUGUCUCCAGAAGUUCUUUGGUACCUACGUUAACUGCUGCUUGGCUCCCAUCUGUGAAGCUAUCGGCUUGGCUUGCAGUACUAUUAUAGUUCGUCAUGUGAACGAACCGGGGGACAUUUCUAGAAAAGGAUAA